AUGCCGGGGCCGCCGCCGCCGCCGCCGCCGCCUCCUCCUCCCGGAGCUGGCGGUCCUCCACCUCCUCCUCCACCUCCUCCUGGAGGUGCACCAGGUGGCCUCCCUGGACGUCCUCCGCCGGGUCGAGGUGCCCUUCUUGCCGAUAUCAGUAAAGGCAGGGCUCUCAAAAAGACCGUCACGCACGAUCGCUCUGCCCCUCAGGUUGCCGGAGGUGUCGCAUCGUCUGGGCCAGCAGUCGGAGGCGCGCCGCCUGUUCCAGGCUUGGCGCCUCCUGUCCCUGGAAACCGCGCAAGGAGCAACAGUGAUCAGGGUACCGGAGCAACGUCAGCCGGGCUAGAAUCUGCGGCGCCGCAGCUUGGUGGCCUGUUCGCGGGUGGUAUGCCCAAGUUAAAGAAGAGAGGUGGUGGUGUCGACACUGGACGAGACUCAGAAUCCUCGUACUUGUCUGAUCCCGGCGAGUCAAAAUUCUCCGCACCUAGACCACCUGCUUCUGCACCUCCACCACCGUCUGGUGGCGCUCCCGUGAUCCCUGGAAGACCAUCUUUGCCUGUGCCUGGUCCUGGUGGUUUGAGAAAAACGAGUGGAAGGGGACCGCCCCCUCCUAUAGGAAAGAAGCCACCUGCAAUACCAACCUCUCGGAAACCAGCUUUGAAGCCGACGAUUACAUCGUCCCCUGCUCCUCCCCCUCCCCCGCCUCCCUCAGGAGCGCCGGCGCUGCCUCCACCUCGUCCGAUAUCAUCUGCCCCAGGCGCGCCUCCGCCGCCGCCGCCCUCAAGUGCACCUCCUUUGCCAGCGGCUGCUCCUCGCUUACAGCCACCCCCUCCACCACCUCCUCCCGCCAGCUCCGUGCCCCCCUUUGCAUCGGCCGUGAAUCGACCCUCGGGACGAUCAUCGCCUACGACAGCGCCUCCGCCCCCUCCACCUCCUCCGCCGGGAGCCGCGCCCUCACCACCAGCUGCACUUUCGUCGCCGCCACCCCCUCCGCAAUCCCGUAGCCGUGGCGCGUCUCUCCGACAAUCUAUGCUCGAUCCUAGCGCCUAUACGCUGUCUACAAACGGGUCUUCUUCACCAACCCCUACGCCGAAUUCGAAAACCUCGUUCCAUUCACCAAGCCCAAGCCUGGGUGGCGGGGGUCGCAUCUUCAUCAACGAUUCGAGAUGGCACUUCCAGGGGGACGAUCAGCUUCCAAAACCGAGAGCCUUUUCAGGGGGUAGCCAAAGAUACAGAGCAGGCAGAGGAAGCAGUGUUCCGCUCGAUUUAAGCGCAUUUUAG
Molecule: messenger RNA, 1272 nt
Organism: Beauveria bassiana ARSEF 2860
Lineage: Eukaryota; Fungi; Ascomycota; Sordariomycetes; Hypocreales; Cordycipitaceae
Product: WASP-interacting protein-like protein vrp1p
Exons: 2
Coding region: 1-1272 (423 amino acids)
Molecular function (GO): actin binding
Source: RefSeq, a predicted model, not a curated record